Messenger RNA from Suhomyces tanzawaensis NRRL Y-17324, 1020 nucleotides. RefSeq lists its product as uncharacterized. The record is from RefSeq and is a predicted model, not a curated record. The transcript has a single exon. The coding region runs from base 1 to 1020 and encodes 339 amino acids. NCBI's taxonomy places the organism in Eukaryota, Fungi, Ascomycota, Pichiomycetes, Serinales, Debaryomycetaceae.
AUGUAUAGUCCAAUGGUCCAGACGAAUGAGGAAGCGCCCGUUUUAGUUAUUGACAGUGGCAGCCACGCCAGCUCCAGCGAACCGGAGACCAAAAGGAAGAAUGAGUAUGAGUUUGAGAUAUUUGAAGACGAGCUCGAAGAAGUGGGAGUUGAAGGCAAGGCAGAGAGAGACAACAGCUCAUUAGAGCAAACAGAGAGCACCGGCAGCUCUAUAGAGCCAGUCGCAGAGGAGUUCACUGAGCUCGAUGCGUUUGAGGAAGUUAACGACGACAGGGAUAAUCACAAUAAUGGCAACGAAGCGCCAGAGUCAGAUAUUGAGGCCACAAGGGCCAAGAGCAUAAUCGAGUUGGAUAGUGAGGAUGACAUAGAAAACUUGGAAGAGUUGGAGGCAGAGAGAUUAAACCACGAAGAACUGAUAGAGCUACCAGACGAGUUCAUACUGGCAGCUAACGAGAUACCUGAGCUGGUGCAAGACGAAUUUGUACAGGGAGAGGCACUGUCACCAGAAGAACCCCCGAACGUUGAAAUAACACUUUCCCUAUUCGAAAACCACUACAACUUCCAGCCAGUGGAAGGUGCUGACCAGGAACUCGACUUUUCCAGCGAAGAGUCGUAUUACUGCGUGGAACGCAUACAGGCACUCAGCAUCGAACAACUCUUCAACUUGAUCAGAGUUGAUGAAGAUAUAAGACGGGCAAAGCAUAUUGAUUCAGACCAAGAGUUGAUCUUGGAUGUGUUGGAAUUGAAGUUGACUAUUACCGAAGACAAUUUCUACGCUAGAGAAAUUACAUUUGGCGACUUCCUAUCGACAUUCAUAAGGCUCAGAGAAAACUGUCCCCAGCCAAACUCGAUCCCUAUGAGACUCAGCCUUGAAAUCAGCUCGAGGCCCAGAUUCAUAGGCAAAUUCAAUAAGCUAUCCGAGUUGAUACGAUCUAAUAAGGGUCUCGAAGCCAUCAGCGACACCGAAGUCGGGGAACUGCUACAAGGCGGAGACUUAAAAAGACGUCGCAUUGGUGAGUAG